AACACCUUUAAUUUCACCAACAACAGCAGUUACCGUAUUCCAAGUGGCGAUGUCAAUGAAACUAGACAAGCAAUUCACAGCCGCAUUAAAUGAUGCAACAAGUUCUGAAUACAAGAAUCUUAAAUUAAACAUUGAGUCAGUGUUAAAUGAGCAGUAUAAAGUAAUCACAGGGUUUAUCGGUGUUUCUGUUAACGGAUUCAGAGAAGGAAGUAUAAUUACAGACUUUGUUGUUCAGACAACACAAGUUAAGCCGACUGAAAUGGCUAAAGUAAAUCAAAAGAUCCCUGACGCAAUGAAGUCUAUUGCCGCAGUCAUUGGUUCAAUUACUGCAGAUUACAACAGUCAAACUCCAAUCAGCAUACCCCAGAUCACGUAUACUGGUACAAGCAUGACGCUGACAUGUGGGCCUCCGGAGAUUAAUGUGGGACAAAUUAAUGGUUCUGAGUGGACAUUAAAUAGAGGGGAAAUUACAGAAAGUGCAAGAAUUAAAGUAAAUACUUCUGGCAUGGUGUCUAUGCUUACAGUUGACAACGUCAUUCUUGCUGAUACUGGAAUUUACGAAUGUACUCUAAUAAGCGAAGUCAUUAAUUUCACCCAAAAAGGAGAUACAACGAAUAAAAUCCAACAAGCUCCCAUUAUACAACUACAGAGUAUUGUUAAUGUUUAUUGUAAUGGGACAGAAGGACAGAAACAACCACUUGAGUGUUGCGUGCAGUCCCCCUAUACGGUCACGUGGUUUAGCUCAACUAAUGCACCCUUAGUUUCCAAGAGUGAAAAAAACUGCAUCACGUAUGAUUACGUGCUUGGGAGCUGCAGUGGAGGACAACAAAUAAAUUUUGUUUGUAAAGUAGAUAAUCCAAAGGAUUAUAAUAAAACAACAGUAAUUAAAAUUUUCACACAAGUUCCAACAUGUGUUGAUACUCAUUAUGGGUCUGGACGAGUAGGCGACAUAUCACGCAUAGGAUGUGAUGUAGGUCAGGACGGGAGCAGGACUGCGGUCUGUCAGCAAACAGGGUGGACGCUUUUGCAGGACACCUGCAUCGUAACAGCAAUCAACAAUUUGUUAAUUUUUUCAACGAAUUUGAAGGAGGCUCAAGUACCAGACUUCGUGGCAAAUCUAAGUAGCACGGUCCAAAAUGUAAAAGACAAAAUAGCAACGUCAUCUGCAACCAUAUCAGCUAUCGUUGACAUCCUAAACAACAUUGCAAAUGUUUCCAUUGGUGUUGUCACUGCACGUGUCAUGGAGAAUGUACUUGAAACAGUUGAUGUCGUCAUUGGUAGUGAAUCAAGACAGUCCUGGACAUUUCUGAAUGAAAAUAGAACCAGCAAUGCGAGCUCAGCACUACUGGGUUCAAUGGAGACCCUGUCUGAGAGGUUGGUAGGGGAGAUUGUCUUAGAGACUCCACGGAUCUUGCUCAAGAGAAACACUACGUUUAACAACUCCUUCACGGUCAAUCUGAACAACAGCAUUUCCAUAGACGUUCCAAAAAUCAACAGUAAUGUCUCUUUCACCACCAUCACAUUCUCCACCCUUAAUAAUGUUAUGCCAACACGGAACUCCAGCUUCAACACUACCAGCAAUUACACUGUCACAGAUAAUGCAAUAAACGCUGCUGUGGUGCUAGUCAAAACAAAUGCAGUGGUUCAGAAUGUUACUCUGAGCUUCAACAAGCUUAACAGUUCGCUAUUACUAAACCCACAGUGUGUCUUCUGGAACUUCAAACUCUUUAAUCAGUCGGGGGUUUGGGAUGAUGAGGGUUGUACGUUUGUUUCUGAUGUAAACAACACUGUAACCUGCAGCUGCAACCAUCUCACCUCAUUCUCAAUUCUGAUGGCAACAGACAUCCCUCCAGACCUGAGAGAAGCCUUGGAUAUAAUCACUUAUAUUGGAGUUGGGAUAUCUCUGGCAAGCUUAGUUAUAUGUCUCAUUAUUGAAGGAUACGUGUGGAAAGAAAUGACUAGAAAUAGCACUUCCUUCAUGCGCCAUGUUUCCAUCGUUAACACUGCCCUUUCUCUGUUGAUCGCUGACAUCUGUUUCAUCAUCGGGGCUUCUAUUGCCAAGAACCCCCUUGAAAACCCAGUUCCAGUUGGACCAUGCAGCACAGCAACAUUUUUUAUGCACUUUUUCUACCUUGCUCUGUUUUUUUGGAUGCUUGUGUCGGGCCUUCUGCUCUUUUACCGCACGGUCAUGGUCUUCUCCCACAUGUCCAAGUCAACCAUGUUGGCCAUUGGCUUCCUAUUAGGCUACGGGUGCCCUCUGAUUAUAGCUGUUAUUACUGUUGCUGUCACAGCACCAGGGAAUGGAUACAUCAAGGCAGACAAUGCUUGCUGGCUCAACUGGAUCCAGACACGUGCCCUGCUGGCCUUAGUGAUACCUGCCUUGACUAUAAUUUUCAUCAACAUAAUAAUCGUGAUCGUGGUAUUAUUCAAAAUGCUGAGAAGAGGUGUAGGAGACGCCACCCAAAGAAAUGAAAAGCAAACGCUGGUGGUCAUUGUCAGGUGUUUAGCCAUUUUGACUCCUUUAUUUGGACUGACCUGGGCUUUGGGAGUGGGAACCAUAAUAUCGUCAACAGAUAAGGGAAUCCACAUUGCUUUUGCAUUCUUCAAUUCACUACAGGGUUUCUUCAUUUUAGUGUUUGGGACACUAUUCGAUUCAAAGAUCCGUUCUAUCCUCUCAAGAAAAUUACCUACAGCAAGCACAGGCUCAAAUACAACAAGAAGUACAAGUGGAGGCAUUUCCUCUCUCCCUGGCCUAAACUGGAUAAAUCAAAUGCGUGGAAGAAGAUAUAUGUAUCGUGUGUCAGAAGCUGCAAACUCAAGCAGCACUGGUGCAUCGGAGUCAUUCGUCAAUAUCUGAAUUCACGAAUCAAACUGUACACAUAUAUUUUAUUUAAUUACUGAUU
Molecule: messenger RNA, 2903 nt
Organism: Perca flavescens (yellow perch)
Lineage: Eukaryota; Metazoa; Chordata; Actinopteri; Perciformes; Percidae
Product: adhesion G protein-coupled receptor F4-like
Exons: 14
Coding region: 50-2857 (935 amino acids)
Biological process (GO): adenylate cyclase-activating G protein-coupled receptor signaling pathway; cell surface receptor signaling pathway
Cellular component (GO): membrane
Molecular function (GO): G protein-coupled receptor activity
Source: RefSeq, a predicted model, not a curated record